This is a messenger RNA of Epinephelus fuscoguttatus (brown-marbled grouper), 1314 nucleotides long. RefSeq names its product ornithine decarboxylase-like. The record is from RefSeq and is a predicted model, not a curated record. Bases 1 to 1314 code for a protein of 437 amino acids. Gene Ontology annotation, cellular component: cytoplasm. Lineage: Eukaryota; Metazoa; Chordata; Actinopteri; Perciformes; Serranidae. Gene Ontology annotation, molecular function: ornithine decarboxylase activity. The transcript has 9 exons.
AUGGAGCCACCAGUAACUACAAACGGAUCAGUUGUCUCCCCUGAGAAAUAUCACAUUGACAUCUUAGACAAUGGAAAGACCAUCAGUGAUUUCAUAGACUAUAAAAUAAAAGAGCGUGGUUUAUUGGACAAUGAAGAGCCUUUCCAUGUGGCAAAUCUAGACAGCAUACUGAAGAGGCACCACAGGUGGAUCACUAACCUCCCCCGAGUCAAGCCUUUCUAUGCAGUGAAGUGCAACAACGCAGCAGCAGUUCUGAGGAUGAUGAAUGUUUUGGAUACUGGUUUCGACUGUGCUAGCAAGGGUGAGAUCCAGAUGAUGCUGUCCCUCGGAGUGACACCUGAGAAAAUCAUUUACGCACAUACAACCAAACCAAUGUCACACAUCAGAUACGCCUGUGCUCAUGGAGUCGAUAAGAUGACUUUUGAUAAUGAGGAUGAACUCCUAAAAAUUUCUCUGUGUCACCCCAAAGCCAAACUGGUACUCCGCAUCGCAGUGGAUGACUCCAAAUCGUUGGUGAGACUCAAUUCAAAGUUCGGAGCCAGUCUGGAGUCAGUUGGUAAGCUGCUGGAAAGUGCCGGAGAGCUCGACUUGGAGGUCAUCGGGGUCAGCUUUCAUGUCGGCAGCGGCUGCACUGACGGCGGGGCGUUCAGGCAGGCCAUAGCAGAUGCACGACGUGUCUUUGACAUGGGGAAUUUGCAGGGAUUCCAGAUGAGACUCUUGGAUAUUGGUGGAGGGUUCUCUGGGGCCGGAGGUGUUCAAGGAUCAUUUGAGGAGUUUUCAGAAGUCAUUAAUGGAGCACUGGAUGAAUUCUUCCCGUCUGACAGUGGGGUGAAGAUCAUUGCAGAACCAGGGCGGUUCUACGUGGAGUCAGUCUUCACACUGGCAGUGAACGUCAUUGCCAAGAGAGUGGUCUUAGAGGAUAUGGAUGGACAUGACGAUGGAGAGGAAAACAGCCCUGACAGAAUGAUGAUGUACUACCUUAACGAUGGAAUGUACGGCUCCAUCAGCUGCAUUAACUAUGACCCUGCUCACAACAACCUUGAACCAUAUCCUCACAGGGCUGUUGAGAGCAGCGAGCGGAAAUACCGGUCUAUCCUUUUUGGUCCAACCUGCAACAGCAGUGACAAAAUAACUGAAGACUACUGGAUGCCUGAGUGUCAUGUGGGGGACUGGCUUCUCAUCGACAACAUGGGUGCUUACUCUGUUUCUGUAUUCACUGACUUCAAUGGCUUUGAGAGAGCUCACAUUUACCCUGUCGUGACAGCUGAGACAUGGCACGCCUUAAACCUUUCUCACUUCUACAACAUCUGUUGA